Linum tenue is the source of this 2479-nucleotide messenger RNA. Lineage: Eukaryota; Viridiplantae; Streptophyta; Magnoliopsida; Malpighiales; Linaceae. The record is from the annotation of a GenBank genome assembly.
GUGACUUGUGAGCGCCAAAUUCCGUCCAAGGGACAAAAAAAAUCCCUAGUUUUCCUUUACUCGACAGCCGCUGCUGCUUCUGCAUCUCCUCACGCUGGCAGGCCGCCGUUGAGCACUCGCCAGUCGCCACCGGACACCGUAGUUGAAGAAGCAAUACCAGUUCCUCCACCGUACGCUACCUCGGUUCAAUUGCCUCUGUUAGAGCUGGAAGAUUGCUCAGAGAGUACACCUUCUUUGCUGUAAAAAAAGGGGAACUCUCAGGCCAUGAUCUUGUGAUAUCAGUGAAGAACAAUACUACCAGUCAAAACCCUUAACUCCGAGCCCCAGUUAUCUGUGUACAUUUGUUAUUUAAUCCAUCUUCUUUUGGAGUUUGAGAACAAGUAUGCGCGCAUUGGCCCUUUUGGGCCAGCGCAUGUUCUUUCAAGUUAUUGCUCAAACAACUUGCAUUAUUCGCCUACCCCUCUGCAGUGCUCCGUACUGUUCCGUCCUUUUCUAUGCUAAAGCAACUGAUAUUUCCUCGGCAAAAGUCUUGGAGGCAGAAGCUCAAGAAGAGCAACCACCAAACUCUCUAUCCUUAAGAAUAGAGAAGCUCCCAAGAGGAGUGCCUGUUGGAUCUGCCUUCCAAAGCUGGAUGGGUGAGGGGUUCCCAGUUCAUAGGGGAGAUAUCUUUCAUGCAAUGAAUCGGCUCAGGAAGUGUAAUAUGAACAAACGUGCGGUUGAGGUAAGUACAUGCUCUCUUUCUUCCUGAGGACUCUUCUUAUUUGUUUAGGAUAAUGCUAGUUUUAGUCCCCAUACUAUUGUGUUAUUCCUAUCCUACGAUUUUAACAAAAUGUUGCUGAACUUUAUCGUUUUGUUAGUGUUUUAGUUCCUCUUUUAAAGAUUUCAUCUGAAUCAGUUACAAGCAUGAUUGAUCAUGAUUCAAAGCACGUCUCAGAUGACUCAAGUAUACUUGAAAUUCUUGUUUUGCCACUUAAUUUGACUCUGAAAUUCCACAACUUUCAUUAUUGUGAUGCAUUCUUCAUUUGGAGGGAGAAUUUAUGAUAUAUUGUCUCUAUCGCAAUUUCACUGAUCCGUUUAUUCUUUACUUAAUAUACUAUUAUUGAUGGAAAUUGAGAUAGGUGAUGGAAUGGGUAAUCAGGGAAAGACCAUACAGGCCAAAGGAACUCGACUACUCUUAUCUCCUGGAGUUCACGUGCAAGCUUCAUGGGGUACCUCAUGCCGAGAACCUCUUCUCUCGUGUCCCACCCGAGUUCCAGAACGAGUUGCUCUACAACAACCUCGUAAUCUCCUGCUUGGACAAAGGAGUCCUGAGGCUCUCCCUCGAUUACAUGAAGAAGAUGAGGGAAUUAGGGCACCAAAUCUCGUACUUAGUCUUCAAUCGCCUGAUCAUUCUCCACUCUUCCCCUGGCCGCAGGAAAUUACUCCCUAAACUCAUGUCCCAAAUGAGGGCCGACAAGGUGGCACCACACGCCUCCACAUACAACAUUCUGAUGAAGAUCCAAGCUAGUGAGCACAACAUAGAAGGCCUGUUGAAGGUAUUUGCUGACAUGAAACGAUCACAAGUAGAGCCGAAUGAGAUCUCAUUCUGCAUAUUAGCCACUGCUCAUGCUACAGCAAGACUGUACACUGCUGCUGAAGAGUACGUCGAAGCAGUGGAAAAGUCUCAUACAGGGAAGAAUUUGUCAACGCUGGAUGUUUUGAUCGUGUUGUAUGGUUAUUUGGGGAAGGAGAAGGAUCUCGAGAGAAUAUGGGGAAUUAAACAAAACCUCCCUCGUGCUAGACCCAAGAGUUAUGUCCUAGCAAUUGAAGCCUUUGGCCGAAUUGGGUCAAUUGGUCGAGCAGAGGGGCUCUGGUUAGAGAUGAAGUCACGACAGGACCUCAGUUCGACCGAGCAAUUCAAUUCGAUCUUAUCCGUGUACUGCAGACACGGGCACGUCAAAAGGGCCACUGCCAUUUUCAGAGAAAUGGAGGCUAGCGAUGGCUGCAAACCGAAUGCAAUAACUUUCCGACAUCUCGGGUUGGGUUGUUUGAAAGCCGGGCUGGUCGAGGAAGCCUUGAAGACUCUUGAGAUGGGGUCGAAGAUGAGAGCGACUAGCGGAGUCAGGAACUCGACACCAUGGCUGGAAACGACCCUUGCUCUCGUGGAGGCUUUCGCGGAGAAGGGUGAUGUGAUGAAUGCCGAGAAGUUGUUUGGGGAGCUUGGAAAGGCCAAGUAUAUAAGGUAUACUUUUGUGUAUAAUACUCUGAUAAAGGCUUAUGUGAAGGCCAGAAUGUAUGAUCCGAAUCUGUUGAGGAGGAUGAUUUUAGGAGGUGCUAGGCCUGAUGCUGAGACCUAUAGCUUAUUGAAACUUGCGGAGCAGUUUAGUAGUAGCUAGUAACUGAGCUCUAGCCAUUAUGGCGGCUCUGUUGUAUUUGUAACAUUGUAUUAUUUUUCCAUGUCAUUGAGAUGGGUUCUAUCUUCUCUCACUACUGCAGUAAA